UAUGUCGAUUCCCCCGCGGUUUUUACAGCCGUAGUGAGGGACGCCUUGGCCGGUUUGUGCCUCCCCUCGGGCUCCUCCGUGCUCCAGUACGCGGAUGAUCUUCUGGUAACGGCGGAGGACGAGGACAUUUGCGCUACAGCUACACUUGCUCUCCUCUCCCUUCUGGCGCAAGAAGGUUUCAAGGUCUCACGAACUAAGCUUCAGUUCUGCCUCCCCACUGUUCGAUAUCUGGGUCACGAUCUCUCCCAGGGCUCCCGCAGGCUCAGCCCCGAGCGUGUGCAGGUCAUCCUAGACACUCAGGUGCCUGCCACGAAACACGCCCUCAUGGCUUUUCUGGGACUUAUCAAUUACUGCCGCCAGUGGAUUCCUGACUGUUCCACCUAUGACAAGUGUCUGCGCUCUGCAAUUCUGCACUCGGACCCUUUGACUCAGCCCUUGGUGUGGUCUGAUGAAAUGCUGACGGCCUUCAGGGCCCUGAAGCAGGCUUUAUGCUCGGCCCCUGCUCUCGGACUUCCGAAUUACCGUUUGCCGUUUCAUUUAUAUGUGUGCAACCAGCAGGGAACUGCGUCUGGGGUUUUGGCGCAGGAGCACGGGGGGGGUAUGCGGCCUUGUGCGUUCCUCUCUAAAACUCUUGAUUCUGUGGCACAGGGUCUCCCUGCUUGCCUCAGGGCGGUGGCUGCAUGUGCUGUCAUGGUCACGGACGCUGAACGGCUGGUUUUGUCUCACCCGCUCGUUCUCCACACCUCACAUGAUGUAGUGCACGUUUUAAAGAACCUCAGUACCCAGCAUUUAUCUGCGCAGCGUCGCUCUGGAUACGAGUCUAUUCUUUUGGCCACCGAAAACCUUACUGUUAAGCCCUCCUCCUCCUUUGAUUCUCUCGCGCACGCGCUUCAGCGCCUCCUCAAUUCGCAGGAUGAUUUUCUUCCUUCUGAAACACACGACUGCAUUUCUAGCAUUCUUUUCGAGACAAGUAUCCGCCCCGACUUACGCUCCACCCCGUUACUUUCAGGUGAUUCGCUGUUUGUGGACGGCUCGUGCUCACGCCCCUCUGACGGCGUUUUCGUGUGUGGUUAUUCUGUGUGCCGCCUUCCUGAUGAAACUGUUGAAGCUUUUUCUCUUCCUUUCUCCUCGGCUCAGGCUGCCGAACUAUACGCUCUAACCCGUGCAUGUGUUAUUGCCCAGGACACAGACGUCACUAUCUACACUGAUUCACGCUACGCUUUCGGCGUUGCUCAUGACUUUGGUCGGAUUUGGGCUUCGCGUGGGUUCACCACUGCAGACGGGAUCCCCUUUCCAGCAUCCGGAGUGAUCCGGUUUCGGCUGAUCUACAAAGAGGGGAUGGUCGGUGCGUCCCGCAGACUUCUGAACUGA
Messenger RNA from Neoarius graeffei (lesser salmon catfish), 1371 nucleotides. RefSeq names its product protein NYNRIN-like. The record is from RefSeq and is a predicted model, not a curated record. Gene Ontology annotation, molecular function: nucleic acid binding; RNA-DNA hybrid ribonuclease activity. The transcript is spliced from 2 exons. The coding region runs from base 325 to 1371 and encodes 348 amino acids. Lineage: Eukaryota; Metazoa; Chordata; Actinopteri; Siluriformes; Ariidae.